Molecule: messenger RNA, 5348 nt
Organism: Dermochelys coriacea (leatherback sea turtle)
Lineage: Eukaryota; Metazoa; Chordata; Testudines; Dermochelyidae
Gene: KDM8
Product: lysine demethylase 8
Exons: 8
Coding region: 468-1754 (428 amino acids)
Cellular component (GO): nucleus
Molecular function (GO): histone H3K36 demethylase activity
Source: RefSeq, a predicted model, not a curated record
GGGCCGCGCGCCGCGCGCAGGCAGGGCCAGGGCGGGCUCACACCCACCGGCGUGCGCCAGGGGCGGGGACCUGCCGGGCUUGGUCCGACACGGGCCCUGAUCGCCUGCCUGGCCCCAAGCCCCGACGCGGGCCCCGAGGCCGCGCACGGCGGGAGGCGAGCGGGCCGGCCGCGCUCUGCGCUCCCCACGGGCCGCGGCUGCUCUGGCCAGGCCCCGCCCUGUUAGCGCCGGCGCGCGCCCCGAGCGGGAGGACAGCGGGAGGCGGAGCCACGGCCAGGCCGCGCUCUCAGUCCGGGUGGGGCGGGGCUGCGCAGGCCCAGUAGAUGCGGAACUCGGAGCACCGGCCGGCGCGAGGGGCGCUGGCUGCAGGGCUACGGUAGGCGGCGCUGCUGAGAGGAGCUGGCGGGCAAGAGAACCAGCCCUUAACCUAGCUGUCCAGCAGCAGUAGUCAGCCCCUAGGGGGCCUCAUGUCCCGACCCAGCUCUCCUGAGGGCCGAGCCACAAGCUCCAGCCCCGCCGCAGAUCAGGUCUCAGCAGGGAAUGCCCUGUGGGCAGACAUCAGGGCAUUGCUGCCCAACACUAAGAAAGACCUGAAAUUGGACUUCAGCGAGAAAGUGGAGGAAAGUGUCAUCUCACUGCUCCAGCAAGCUGGAGACCUCCUCUAUGGAGCUGGAAGCCUCUGCUCUGGAGGCACAAGGGAAACCUGCUUACAAGUCAGUGAAAUAAUAAUAGAUUACUCUUGGGAAAAGCUUAAUAUUGGGACUUGGAGAGAUGUGGACAAGGACUGGCGACGAGUCUAUUCUUAUGGCUGCCUUUUCAAAGUGCUGUGUAUGUGCAGUGAGCAAGGCACCAUAGCAGAUACAAUUCGGGUCUGUGACAUGGGACUGCUGAUGGGAGCAUCCAUAUUGGAUAAUAUCCUGGUUAGGAUAAUUAAUGUCCUUCAGAAGCAUCUAACGUAUGGGAAACGGUCUGCUGAAGAAGACACAAAGGAGUCACAUAGAAAGAAAAUCCGGAAUGACCACACUACCGUUCCAUCAAUAAAAUCAGAAGAAGUUAUUCCACGGCUUCACUGCCCUUCUCUAGAGCAUUUCAGAGAAAAUUAUAUGAUUCCACAAAAGCCUGUUAUCCUGGAGGGUAUUGUUGACCACUGGCCAUGUAUGAAGAAAUGGAGUCUGGAUUAUCUCCGCCAAAUUGCCGGCUUCCGCACAGUCCCUGUAGAAGUGGGUUCCCGGUAUACGGAUGAGGAAUGGUCUCAGAAGCUCAUGAUUGUCAAUGACUUCAUUGAUCAGUAUAUUGUGAACAAGAAUAGCAUUGGAUACCUUGCCCAGCAUCAGCUUUUUGAUCAGAUCCCAGAACUGAAGCAGGAUAUUUGCAUCCCUGAUUACUGCAGCCUGGGGGAAGGGGAAGAAGAUGACAUCACCAUUAAUGCUUGGUUUGGCCCAGAGGGAACCAUCUCACCUCUUCAUCAAGAUCCACAGCAAAAUUUAUUUGUCCAGGUAAUUGGAAGAAAAUACAUCCGUCUGUACUCUCCCCAGGAAUCAGAAAAUCUAUAUCCACAUGAAACCCAAAUUCUUCACACCACCAGCCAGGUGGAUGUGGAGGAUCCCGAUUUAGUUAAGUUCCCCAAGUUUGAACGGGCUGCAUUUCAAGCUUGUAUUCUGACACCAGGACAGGUUCUGUUUAUUCCAGUUAAAUACUGGCAUUAUGUACGAUCUCUCGAUGUCAGCUUCUCUGUCAGUUUCUGGUGGUCAUAAACCAUUAUCUGUUGUGGAUAAAUCUCUGUUGUGCAAUUUAAGGUAAUAUAAAAAAUGCAGCAUGCUGUACUCUUGAUUAGGGAAAGAAUUUUCAGAUCUUCAACAGAGGAAAGUUUUCUUAACAUGAGAAUGUUCAUUUUCUUUUGCUUAAAGGGCAGAGUUGGGUUAAGAAAUUCAGUUCUUUCUGCUUCCUGACAUAGCGAGAAAUCUAAACAAAAAAAUCAGAAAUGAGGUAGUGCAGCAGCAUUCACUGUUUUGUUAAUGUUUCCAAUAAAUUCCUAAUAAAGAACAUCUGUCAAAUUAUCAGCUCAAGUAUACAUACCCAAAACAAGACUAUAUAUGGGCAUCAUCAAGAAACUGGGCCCCAAAUGGUGUGAUUGUCAAAGUAGAGCUGAAGGGAGUAUGUGACCCAUUGUAAGUUUACCAUCCAUCUGAAUUUAAUAAUAGUUGCAUAGCCAUGACUUCCAUUAUGGUGGAUAACAUUUAUACAAAAUCUCAGAUAAUAAAAAGAGCCAAGCCAGCAGUCAAGUCUAUUGCUAAUGAGGGGUGGAAGUGUAAUACACUGGAUUAUUAUAUAAUUCAGUUAUAGAGCUCAGCUGUAGUACUUGUGUUGUGCCCUUUGGGGGGAGAUGGACUGUAUUCCUUUCAUUCUCACCAGCAAUUAAUUCUUUACCAUCCUUGCUGUUGCAGCUGGCAGGGUCUGGUACUUCUCUCCCUUCCAAGCCAUUGUAAGGAAACAGACUAUUCUAAAAUGAUUUUUAAAAAUAGCUGCUGGAGAAGUACAUUAAUAUACAAAACAUGGACACUGCAGUGACUUCUCAUCCGCUGAUUUAACAAAAAGCCCAUUUGCUCACAGGGGAAAUAUUAAAUGAAGAUUUCAUUUUCUUGAUUAAAGCUCUGAUAUUACUAAUCAUUGCAAAUGCAGAGUUCUCUCACUGUUAGGCAAAUCCCAAGUGUGUGUUUGCUUAGAAUGAAGCUUCAACAUGAGCUCUUGUGUAGCGAGCCAGUGAAGGAAUGGGCAUGUGGUGUUUGGAGACUGUUCCUUCAUCUGGUGCUCAUUCCCAUUAGGCUCCCCUCUCCCACCCUAAACCAUUUUCUGGGGUAUUAUGUAAAAAACAAUUAUAACAGAAGGAACUGUGAAAGAGAUGCUUAACUUCUACUGUCUGGCAUUCUGGGCUGAAAAGAUUACCCACCUGCUUUUGUGCUUGCACAGCUGUGAGACUGCAGGGAUUUUGAGAUCUAAGAAAUGAAGGUGCAGCAGAAGUGCUAACUUAGCAUUAUUUAUUCUAACCAACAAUUACUAUGAAAUCAUGGUAUUAAAGGGAGGCUUAAUAGAUGCUCUUAAAGCUUGGGAAACCCUGAGAUGUGCUUCUGGUGCCACCUCUGUCAGAUUUGGAGCAAUAAAGAAUGAAUGUGUAUGUGAAUACUCAGACUAUGUUUAAAAACAUCCUUUCAGAGAAGGGCUGGAACUAGGUGGAGAUGGUGUUAAUACUGAGCCCUGUUAGUGGCACCUUCACUGAAUUCAAUGAGGAUGACAGAAUGGUUGACAAACCUCAUUGAUUUUACAGAUUUUAUAACAGUUUUAAAAUGGAAGUCUAAAUAGGUCCUGUGUCUUUUAAAAAGUUCUAUUUUUGGAGGAUUUGCACAAACUCCCCUGCACUGAGCUUUCCUGUCCCAGUUACACAUUCAGACCUGUGCAGAUGGACCCCUGCACCCCAUUUAAUUUAACGGUGUAAAGAUCUAUGUGGAUCAGCUUACACAACUGAGGCAGCAGCAGUCAAAUCUCCCAUUCCUACACAGGCAUAAUACCCCACCCCCCUUUGGCUAUGAUGAUAGCUAUGUACACAUACUAUGACAGCCUCCACUACAGCUAUGCUGACCUUAACAGUGCAGGAACUGAGCAGGGAGGCCAAGGUCAGAACAGUUUUAUUUUCAAACUUCUAGCAAGGUUUUAGCAGAGUAUAAACAAACCAUAAAAAGAAAGUUGACUUUGUUCCCUAGGCAUUCCUACUUUCAAAAUGAUACAUUUUACACCAACGCUGAAGUAAACUGCAAUUGGGCUCAUCUGUAAAACAGUGAAAGAAAAUGGCCGCUCUAACUGAAGCUGGUCUUUCUAACGCUGCCUUGUUCCUGAGGAUGAGGUUCCUCUCCUUUCCCUCGGGGCACUUGAAGGCAACUGGGAAUCUGGCUGAUUUACCUCUGUGUUAAGAAAAAAUGCAAUGUUAGUGAACAAAAUACUGGUUUGUGUUGUUACCCUGACAAUACACUUUCAUGAACUCCGAAUUCUCACUAAAUGGCUAAAAAUGUGUAAACUCUUAUUUGCUUGUGACUUCUGUUAGAAAUGUUCCAUUUCAUUAGUUAAAUUAAGGUAUUCCAAGAAGCUUCUGCUUCAACAAACUGAGUAUUUCCAGAUUUUUUUUUCACUCAACGUACUGCUGGUAGUAGAGAGGGUCUAGAACUCCAGGAGUAAAGGCACAACCUUGACAGUUAUAGGUGCACAAAAUUACCAAAGCAAGAUCCACCAGCUGAAAUACUUGAAGGUUCCAGUAAGUAAGAAAGUUCAAUCCACUGUCAUUACAUCAUGACUACAGUAACUUAAGUAUCACCAUUAAAUAUCUCAGUCCAUGCCCAGGUAUUAUUAGACGAGAGUUGUAAAAUGGGUUGCUUACUACCUGGAAUCUCAUGCGGCCAAAACUCAUUACAGUGGGGACAGUGUGGUUCCAUCUGAGCUUUGAAAUAUUUUCCAGCACAAGGCAAGUGCAUUCCAAUUCCACAGGUUUCACAUACUUGACUCUGAAAUGAGAAAUGUUACUGUUAAUAGAAAGCAUUUCUGGUCUCCCUCUCAGUGCUACAAAGCAUGUCAUCUUUGGAAAGAGCCAUAGUCUGCCUUACUCACCCAAAGUAAGAGCAUUAACUGCAGAGAAUUUUACUUCAUUUCCAGCUGGAGGAUCCUUGUAAACAGAGGGUGGUAUGGGUUACAGGGAAAUACUACUUGGGAGCUGGGAAACAGGCAUUUGUUGGGGUCAUGGAAAGACUCAUAGCAAGAAGGCUUGGGAGCCAAAGGGUGUUGGGACAGGUGGGUGGGAAAAGGGGUGUCAGAACAGCAUGCCUGUUGGGGAAGACUUGGAGAGGAGAAGUAGCUGCAGGAGGCAGGGAAUGAAUAACGGGGGAUUGGCAGCUGAGAAGAGGAGCUCAAGUCCCAGCCACUUAUCAGGGGGACAAGAUUGGGUGCUUGUGGGGGUGCCACUGCCCAGCUCCUCAGUGCAGUCUGUGGGCUUAUUCUAGAGCUCUUGAUGCAAGCAGUUCCAGAGCAUCCACCAGCAAGAGUGAAGAUGCAUGCACGUGCCAGACAGGGAAAUCAUCAUGUGUUGAGCCCAGUGGCUUAGAAUAGCUAACAACCGUCAUGCACAUGUAAAAAUGGGAAAGAUUCACUCCCAGUUCAGCUGACUGGGACAGGAGCCAACAUGAUGGAUGCAGGUUUCUCACUGGCUAAGUUCACAUCGUGGUUUUCCAGUGGCAGCAACAGAAUAGGCAGUGUACUGGGGACUCCACUGCCAGAUGACAACAGCAGUUUGAACAUAGAACAAAUGCUCA